ACCGACUGGAACCUGGAAGAGAGGUUAUGAAAUCAAAAGUUCCAGAGAUUCAUAAUAUUAUUAAACAGAAUAGGAGAAAAUUCAAUUAUAUUGCUGCCUGGUAUAUUUAAAAAAAUGGGCAUAAGUUUACUAACAUCCUUGGUGUCGAUUUGAAGAAACGAAAAUAUACACAUCUAAUGUUGAAAUAAAACCUUAUUUAACAAAGUAUAAUGUACAGGAGCACAUUUUUUAGAUUGUUACCAAUAAAACAUUUUAAAGAGGUAUUUCGCCAUCCUUCUGAAGCCCAAACGACAAUCAACGAUGUCUUUAGUAGAGCACGACCACUGUCUCUAUCAGCUUAUUAUUAUAAAAAGAGAAAAAGUCCAGAAGAAAAGGCAGUAGAAAACCAAGGGCGCAGGGUCAUUAGGUAUGCACCAAAAGCAGGAACUGAAGUUGUAGGCAUAUGGAGGAAUAUGACAGUUCAAGAAAUAGCUAAUGUUUUAAGGAAGGAUGUUGAUCAUGUUUAUAAGGCAUUAGAAUUUGCUGACAAAGACUCUGAAAUAGUGUACACAAAGGAUACUGUGAUACGGAAUCCACAGAUUAUACGAGAUGUUGUCAAAAUUUCCGGAUGCAGAUUCAAAAUUAUUGCCAAGCCUGAAGAGGGGAUUGAGGAGGAAGAGAACAAAGAUGCAGUGCCGGCGCCCCCCGCACCACCUGAAGCGCUUCGCCCCCGACCGCCUGUCGUGUGUGUUAUGGGUCACGUGGACCACGGCAAGACCACUCUGUUAGAUGCUUUGCGGGAUACUUCUGUAGUGGAUACCGAAUUUGGGGGCAUUACGCAGCAUAUUGGAGCUUUUCAAGUAAAACUGGCAUCCGGCGACCACGUAACGUUCCUGGACACGCCCGGGCACGCCGCGUUCACAGCGAUGCGUUCCCGCGGCGCACACGCCACUGACAUAGUGGUGCUCGUGGUGGCCGCUGACGACGGAGUCAUGGAGCAGACUGUGGAGUCCAUACGGAUGGCGAGGCAGGCUGAUGUUCCAAUUCUUGUGGCGGUCAACAAAGUGGACAAGCCAGGUGUAAACAUUGAGCGCACGCUCAAAUCGCUGGCACAGCACGGCGUGGUGUGCGAAGCGCUAGGGGGCGAAGUCCAAGCGGUGAGCGUGUCGGCCCUCAAGCGGCUGCACCUGCCGGCCCUGCUGGAGGCGCUGCACGUGCAGGCGCAGCUCAUGGAGCUGGCUGCCGACCCCCUGGGCGGCGUGGAGGGGGUGGUCAUUGAGAGCCAGCUGGACCCGAGGCUGGGGAAAUGUGCAACAGUAUUGGUGCAGAGGGGAACCUUGCGAAAGGGUUGUAUCCUCGUUGCUGGCAGUGGGUGGGCUAAGGUGCGUAUGCUAAAAACAGCCGAUGGUGCAUUAGUAGAAGAAGCCCCACCGUCUAUGCCCGUGUCGGUGCUCGGGUGGAGAGAACCCCCUGCCCCUGGGGAUAGAGUACUGGAAGUAUCUUCUGAGAAAAGAGCGAACGAAGUAAUGAAAUGGCGCCACAACCAGCGCAUGAAAGAAAAGCAAGCGAUGGACCAGGAGGUGAUAACCGCUAAAGAGGCAGAACAUCAAAUGUUCUACAAACAACAAUUGGCCCAGAAGCGGGCCAUGGGACGGUUCAAAGUACGGCCAGUGGGGCCAAGGGACAAGAUGAUCAAGGUGGACGAUCAUCCGACAGUCAGUGUGGUGAUUAAAGGCGACGUGGACGGCUCAGUGGAAGCCAUCUUGGAUAUCCUGGAAACAUACGACUCGCACCACACAGUGCGGCUCGAGCUCGUGCAUUUCGGCGUAGGGCCCGUAGCACCUACUGAUGUUGAGAUAGCGCAAGCGUUCGACGCAGUUAUCUACGCGUUUAACGUGGAAUGUCCUCCAGCACUCGCCGUAGAAGCGAAGAAUAGUAACAUCGAAGUUAAGAAACAUAACGUUAUAUAUAAAUUAGUGGACGAUUUGAAAGAAAUGAUCAAUAAUAAGAUACCCACCACACAGCAAGAGGAGUUGAUCGGAGAAGCAAAAGUACUGCAGCAGUUUUUAGUAUCAGAGGGCAGGAAAAAAGUGCCCGUAGCUGGGUGCCGAUGUACGAAAGGCUCGCUCAGUAGAAACGCGCUCUAUAAGGUGAUCAGAGAUGAUCAGAUUGUGUUCCAGGGAAAACUAGCAUCAAUGAAGCAUUUAAAAGAGGAAGUAACUACAAUCAAGAACGACACAGAAUGCGGGCUUCGUUUCGAAGAAGCGUUCGACGUUCAACCGGGAGAUAUUGUAGUUUGCUAUAAGAUGGUGGACGUCAAACAUACUACGGACUGGGAUCCGGGAUUUUAGAAGAGAUUUAGUUAAUAAAUUGUAUUAGAAUUG
Colias croceus (clouded yellow) is the source of this 2363-nucleotide messenger RNA. RefSeq names its product translation initiation factor IF-2, mitochondrial (gene mIF2). Gene Ontology annotation, molecular function: translation initiation factor activity; GTPase activity; GTP binding. Lineage: Eukaryota; Metazoa; Arthropoda; Insecta; Lepidoptera; Pieridae. Gene Ontology annotation, biological process: translational initiation. The record is from RefSeq and is a predicted model, not a curated record. The coding region runs from base 210 to 2330 and encodes 706 amino acids. The transcript has 15 exons.